GUUUAUUGCAGAAGCUAGCAAGAUGAUCUUGAAGGUUCUUCUAUAUCCAAGCUCCCCUAGGAGUGGUAUCCAAAUCAUCAGUGGUGAGCUGGGCAAGAUCCAGUCCCAGGAAAUCCAGUUUGUAAGUAGCCAGGAGAUCAUUGCCAAGUCCAUGCUGCAUGCAGAGCCACAGAUCAGCUCCAUGCCACACCUGGCCUGAACACCUGCCUGUGAACAAACACAGCACUGAACACAGGACAUGAGGUAAGUUUGCUGAACAAACUUACCCUGCUGUAGUUGAGCUGCUCCCAAGUGGAGACUCUGCAGGAAAAACUGGGUUAGUUUGUUAGCCUAAGAUAUCUUCCCCACUCUGCCUGGCCACCACAGUGAAACAACUGGAAUUAUCUGCUCCAAUUUUGUAGAAAUUUAAAGUUUUAUUGUUUUCUUCAGGGCAUAAAAGAUUUCCCUUUGUUAGGGCCACAUUCUGCAAUUUUUUUGCACCCUCAAUUCUCUUAACAUGAACACAUUCAGGGCAUUCAUAAUUUCUGGUCUCUAGGAUGUCCACAGCACAAUGUAACAGAGUUGAGUUCAAUGGGGCAACAGUUCCAUAAUGUGAUUCUGGUGGCCUUAGGCUAAGGAGUGCAGUGUGUGCCUGGUCAGGCUGAUGGCAGAGAAGUGUCUGUGAAGAUGCAAUGGCCAUGAGAAGAUGUGAUUCUGCCUGAAUGCAGUUUUGAUCCUUGGACUUACCUGUUGGAGUAUUUGUGUAAUGCAGCUUCUAAAUAAAGCAUGUGCUCAGUCUUUCUCAGUAACUGUGCUUGUCAAGGGCUGUGGGCCAUUUGAAGGGUCUUUCUCUGGAAAGAUGGAUGGACUGGCAGACCAUGUCUAUCAGCAGAUCUUUCACUAAUAAGAACUAGAUUUGUGUCACUGCUUCAAGGGAAACCUGAGGGUGUGCACCCAGAAAGUGUCACCACUCUGCCAAGUUUUCCUGAUGAGAUGGGAAACCAAAGUGCUGAGGGAGUAUGGUACAAAGCAGUAAAAUCACCUUCCAGUCUGAAGUGCAUUUUGAGUUCCUGGGCUGUUGAGGCCCAGAAUCACAGUUACCACCCAGCAAUGUGUUCUUGUGAGCAGUGUCAGCUCCCCUUUCUUGGAAGACUUGCUCAAUGAAGCCUCAGCUUCCGGUGACAUGCAGCAGGCUUGCAGGAAGGCCCCAUGUGGGAGGUGUCCCUGGGAUGAGGCUGAGCCUUAUCUUGCCAGCCAGCUGCAAGGGGAUUAUCCGGGAGCAGAGCUCUGCACACUCACUGCACUGGCUGGGCUGCCUCGAGACCUCUCUCUUGUGUUGUAAAGCCAGCAAGAAAGCAAGGAUUGAACUACUCUGAGCUCUCGUGUCUCCAGUGGAGGACACCAAAUUCUUUCAACUUUAGAAGCUUAUCCUCAGAACAAAACAACAGAAGACCUUGGCUGUGGUGUCAGCCCUAGAGUGCGUGGUGUCUGAUCUCCACCUCAUCCAAUCUCACCAGGGAAGUGUUUGCAGGUGAAAAUGAACAGUGGAAUUCUCUUGUCCCUCCUUGGCUUCCUCCCACUCGUGACACCCACAUGCCCUGUGCCAUGCAGGUGCACCACCAGGAUCACUGACUGCUCACUGAAAAACCUGACUGUAGAAAACCUGCCCACUGCCUUCCGUCCCUCGGCUGAAAUCAUCCACCUCGCUUCCAACAGGCUCACCUCUAUUCCCAACGGGCUCUUUGACAACCUGAGGAGCCUCCAGGCAGUCUACCUGCAGGGCAACCCUUGGGAAUGCACCUGUGACAUCCUCUACCUGCGCUCCUGGCUGCAGUGGCAGCAGAACCGCAGCCUGUACAGGGAUGUGAGGUGCAGCUCCCCGGAGCACCUGCAGGGCCGCAUCAUCGCCUACCUGACGGAGGAUGAGAUCGUCUCCACGUGCCAGCACUGGUACUGCAGCCUGGCUCUGCUCUCUCAGCUCUCCCUCUUCAUCCUCCUUAUCCUCCAGACCAUCUUGGUUAUCCUCAUCAUUGUCUACCUGCGGAAAUUUCGGAGAAUGAGCGCUGAAGUCCGGAGCACCACCCAAGAACUCGGCCACCAGGGAAACCCUUGGGUAUCUUCUUCAACAAAACCCUCCACCAAUGAUUAACAUCACGAGACAGAAGACCCUCCUUCCUUUGGGGGACGCUGUGCCAAAGUCCUGUAGUUUGUGACACCCAGAGGGGACAAUUUAGUACAGCAUCUAAUCCUGACUGCAAUCUGAAGCAGGACUUGAACUGAUCAGACAUUUUCUGUGUUCUUAAAGGGUCAAUCUUCUGUUUUUUCAAUGCUUUAAAUUCUUUAGCAUGAUCUUGGCUGCUUGUCUGAGUUGGAAGUGGUUUGUUAGACUAAGGAAAUAAUAAACUACAGUGAGCAGAACUGACUCAAACAGGUCAUAGGGGCUCCAUUGCUCGAUCCCUCCCCUCCUACAGCAUUCCAGCCAUAUUUCCCAGGAUGCUUCUGAUUGUGCUGGGUCAGGUGAGGACAGAGGUGGACAGCAAACUGUUUGAGUACUGAGCUAGGAAAAUGGAGAAAUAAUUUCCUUCUGCUACCACAGACAGCAUUAAGAGCUUUGGACUAGGGUUUUAGUCUUCUCCUGCCUUGGUUUCCCAAGGAAAGGGGAAAGGAAAUACCUUCUUGCUUGAUGCAUCUUUUUCAGUGUUCUUCUGGGGGAGGGAGGGCAUGCCUAGAAGCCCACUCACUUUACCUUAUCUGCUUUCCUUUUAGUCUACUUUAGUUUUAAUACUGACUUAAUUGAGUGAAACUGGGGCCCUGAAUUUUUAUGAGAAAUUCAUCCGGAAGACAAGAAUUGUUUGACUGUGCCUGUAUGGCGCCUGGCACAAGAGAUCUGGUCUUGAGAGGCUCAGACUACAAACCCCACUGAUGUGCCUAUUGCUGUUUAUGGUGUUCCUUAAUUAUUUUUGAAAUAAAGCAAAAUUUAAAUAAAAUUA
Molecule: messenger RNA, 2969 nt
Organism: Zonotrichia leucophrys gambelii
Lineage: Eukaryota; Metazoa; Chordata; Aves; Passeriformes; Passerellidae
Gene: GP1BB
Product: glycoprotein Ib platelet subunit beta
Exons: 2
Coding region: 1517-2128 (203 amino acids)
Source: RefSeq, a predicted model, not a curated record